AUGGGUAAUUUUUGUCCAAAAUUUGAUGCACAUUCAGAGAAAAGCUCAAUUGCUAAUAUAAAAACAGAGGAAGUAGAAUAGACAAAGCUAAGAGUUACCCAACCUAUACAAUCUAGUCAUACUUUAGUUACAAGUAGUAAUGCAUUGACAGUACGAAAAUCCAAAGGGUAAAUAAGUAGAGAUGAUUUCAUACCGAUUGAUAAACUUGGAUAAGUAAUAUAGAAUUGUAUAAAAAGGGAGCAUUUGGAAUAGUUUUUAAAGUUAGAUAGAAAACUACAAACAAAAUAUAUGCAAUGAAAUAGAUUAGGAAAGAGAAGAUAUUCAAAAACAAAUUAGAAAAUAAUACAGUUUUAGAAAGAAAUGUUUUAAAGUAGAGUAAGCACCCUUUUAUUGUUCGAUUAAAAUAUGCAUUUCAAACUAAUUCUCAUAUUUUUUUUGUAAUGGAAUAUAUUGCAGGUGGAGAAUUCUAUAACAUAUUUGAGUAAGUAAGAGUAGGAUUCCCAGAAAAUGUAGUGAAAUUUGUUGCAGCAGAAGUAGUAUUAGCUCUUGAAUACUUAAAUACAAAAUUAAAUGUUAUAUAUAGAGAUUUAAAACCAGAAAACUUAUUGUUAACAACUACUGGACAUGUAAAAUUGACAGAUUUUGGAUUAGCUACCAUGAGAAGAGAAAAUGGAGAGAAAUCAUAUACUGUAAAUAUAUAUAUAUAAAAUAAUUAUAAAGGUUGCUGGAACUGCAGAAUAUCUUGCUCCAGAAAUAGUAAAUAAAUCAGGACAUUCAUAUGAAGUAGAUAUAUGGACAUUGGGAAUAUUGAUUNGA
Paramecium primaurelia is the source of this 816-nucleotide messenger RNA. The record is from the annotation of a GenBank genome assembly. NCBI's taxonomy places the organism in Eukaryota, Ciliophora, Oligohymenophorea, Peniculida, Parameciidae.